CCUUCGGUUGUUUGCAGGCUGCUAAUUUAUCACCCAUUCCUAGAAAAACACAAAAUUUAAUAACAGUGCUAGUAAAUUCCAGAGAUAGGUAGGCUUAAAUUAAUCACUCCAACAAAAUUUUCACUCAGUCAAUUGAAUUUUUUAAUCAACAACUUGCAAAAACUAAUGACCAAUAAAAUUUCACUCACAUUUUUGACAAAUCACUUCUUUAUUCACUUAUAUAUUCUAGAGAGAGAAGCAAAGUGUUAGUUAGAGAGAGAGAGGCGUUUCUUUUGAUGCUGUGGUGAGUGAAAAUGGAGAGGAGGAGUAGCAUUAACAGCGAUACGACGUCGUAUUUGCAGGAUGACGACGACGAUGAUCAGAUCGAUUGUUGUACAUUUGAUGAAGAAGAAAUGAGUAACAGUAUGGAUUUUAAAAUUAGUAGUAAUGAAAUUUAUAGUAAUGAUGGUGACAGUUAUAAUAAUAAUAAUAAUAAUAGUAAUAGUAGAAGAAGUGAGCUUACUGUUGCUUUUGAAGGAGAGGUUUAUGUUUUUCCUGCUGUUACUCCUCAUCAGGUGCAAGCUGUGUUGUUGUUACUAGGAAAGGCUGAUACUCCUGCUUGUAUCAGUGUGCCGAAUUCCGAACUUUUGCUUCAAAAGAAUGCUGGAUUUUAUCAUAAUGUAGGCUGUAGUGAUACUUCCCGAGGAUCAAAACAUUCAAGACGAAUUGCCUCCCUGGUAAGGUUCCGUGAAAAGCGGAAAGAGAGAUGUUUUGAAAAGAAAAUUCUCUAUACUUGCCGGAAAGAAGUUGCCAAUAGAAUGCACCGUAAGAAUGGACAAUUUGCAUCAUCGAAGGAUUGUUACAACACAGAUACUGGCAGCAACUGGGAACCAAGCAGUACAACUCCUCAAGCUGAGUCAGUUUUACGUCGAUGUCAACACUGUGGGAUCAGUGAGAAUGCCACUCCGGCAAUGCGUCGUGGACCAGCUGGUUCAAGAACUCUCUGUAAUGCUUGCGGUCUUAUGUGGGCAAACAAGGGCACUCUAAGGGAUCUUACCAAAGGAGGGAGGCAUAUUUCUUUAGAUCAAAAUGAACUGAGGACUCUCGAUGUUAAGCCUUCAACCAUGAAACAAGAGAACACUUAUGUUAACCGCAAUGAAGAGGGAAGCCCAGAAGAUAGCAAGCCAGUUCCAUUAGGUUCUGAGAAUUCUGUGAUGCCAAAUGAUCAGGAUUUGCUGGAAACUGAUGAAACUGUUACCGAUCCAUUGGCUAUGCAUGUGGAGAAUUCAUCAGUCAACCUAGAUGAUGAGGUCUUCCAAGACACGUUGAAUGGGCUCGGAAAUGUUACGGGUUCGGAAUUUGAGAUGAUGGGGAAUUUUGAUGAUCAGGUACUGGUGUUUUAGUGACUUGACAUCCAGCAUAACGGAGACUAACAAUAUUGUCAAGGUAGGUUAAAUGCUGUAAAUGUAGUUACUUCUUCAAGUUCAUGAUACCAACUUACAGGUGUCAUUGAUGAUUCUUAUAUGAGAAUUGAGUCACCUUUAAUAUUUAA
Molecule: messenger RNA, 1531 nt
Organism: Mercurialis annua (annual mercury)
Lineage: Eukaryota; Viridiplantae; Streptophyta; Magnoliopsida; Malpighiales; Euphorbiaceae
Product: GATA transcription factor 24-like
Exons: 10
Coding region: 294-1382 (362 amino acids)
Biological process (GO): regulation of DNA-templated transcription
Molecular function (GO): sequence-specific DNA binding; protein binding; zinc ion binding
Source: RefSeq, a predicted model, not a curated record